Messenger RNA from Chelmon rostratus (copperband butterflyfish), 1531 nucleotides. RefSeq names its product cellular communication network factor 6 (gene ccn6). Bases 1 to 1038 code for a protein of 345 amino acids. Gene Ontology annotation, molecular function: integrin binding; heparin binding. Lineage: Eukaryota; Metazoa; Chordata; Actinopteri; Chaetodontiformes; Chaetodontidae. The record is from RefSeq and is a predicted model, not a curated record. Gene Ontology annotation, cellular component: extracellular region; extracellular matrix. The transcript has 5 exons. Gene Ontology annotation, biological process: cell adhesion; signal transduction.
AUGCUAUCACUUCUUUGCCGUUCCCUCCUGCUCAUCCUUGCUCAACAGUGCUUCAGCAGGGCUCAGAACAAUGCGCAGCUGGCUCGUAGAGAUGGCCGGGGCGUGGCCGAGAGGCGGCAGUUCUGCCAGUGGCCCUGCAAGUGUCGGGAAAGACUUCCUUGUGCCCCGGGGGUGAGCUCCGUCCUGGACGGGUGUGGCUGCUGCAAGAGCUGCGCCAGACAGAUCGGAGAGCCGUGCAACGAGAGGGACAUCUGUGACCCACACAAGGGCAUGUACUGCGACUUCUCAGCUGACCAGCCAAGAUAUGAGGUCGGAGUGUGCGCAUACCUGAUGGCCGUGGGCUGUGACCUGAACGGGGCCCACUAUGAGAAUGGAGAAGCGUUCCAGCCCAGCCCCCUCUAUAAGUGCACAUGUAUAGCUGGAGCCAUCGGCUGCACCCCUGCUUUCAUCCAGAAGCCCGCUGCACUCUUAGGCCCUGCCCCGCUGAUGGGCAGCAUGCCAGCCGGCCUUCGCAGUGGCCAGAGCCCAAAGAAGCACCAGCAGGACACGACUUACAUGUCAGCUUACAGGGAUCCUCCUUUAGCCUGGAAGAAGAACUGUCUGAUCCAGACCACCCCUUGGAGCCCCUGCUCCAAAAGCUGCGGCCUGGGCAUCUCUGUGCGCGUCAACAACGACAACAGCAAAUGUGAGAUGAGGAAGGACCGACGCCUGUGUCUGCUGCGACCGUGCGAGAAGAACGUGAUGAAGAGUGUCAAGGUGCCAAAGGGAAAGACUUGCCGGCCUAAAUUCCAAGCAAAAAAAGCGGAGAAGCUGUCACUCUCUGGCUGUACCAGUACCAAGAAGUUUAAGCCCACGUACUGCGGCGUCUGUACAGACAAACGCUGCUGCGUCCCCAACAAGUCGCGCAUGAUCAAGGUCAACUUCACGUGCAAGGGAGGCUCCAACACACAGUGGAAGAUGCAGUGGAUAACGUCCUGCGUGUGCCAGAGGAAGUGCAAUGAUCCAGGUGACAUGUUUUCCGACCUGCGGUUACUCUAGCGGAUCCAUCCAAGAAGUCCAGAGACAGACCCAGGAGACGAGCCCUGCUGUGGCAGAACAAGGACUGAAACACACACACUCUUUGGUUUUUAAGUUCUCCUGAGCAGCAGUGAUGUAUGUGCCUCAAGAAAUCGCAAAAAAGACUAAAACUCAAAUUGAAACGACAAAACCUCAUUUUAUAACAAGGAAUGGCUGGGAUCAUUGAAUAAAUGAAGGAUUAUGUUGUUAGAUAUGAAAGCUUUUAUGAACCCUGUCUUCAGGACAUGUGCAAUAUCAUCAAGUAAUAUGGCCAGUGUAGCAGUCGCAACAGCAGAUGUUGACUUAUUAACAAUACCUCAUAAGACUACAGUCAGGGAGCCUUGAAACGGCAAAUCAGGUCAUACUACAGAUUGAGUUGUACUGUUCCAUUCUUAUCACAUGUUGUUCCUGCUUAUUUUUUUUCUAAUCAGGUCAUAAAUUAGACAAUAUUGGUAUAUAAUGUAUAAAGGUAUAU